Oreochromis niloticus (Nile tilapia) is the source of this 1094-nucleotide messenger RNA. RefSeq names its product testis enhanced gene transcript (BAX inhibitor 1) (gene tmbim6). The record is from RefSeq and is a predicted model, not a curated record. Gene Ontology annotation, molecular function: enzyme binding. The transcript has 10 exons. Gene Ontology annotation, biological process: negative regulation of apoptotic signaling pathway; negative regulation of RNA splicing; negative regulation of endoribonuclease activity. NCBI's taxonomy places the organism in Eukaryota, Metazoa, Chordata, Actinopteri, Cichliformes, Cichlidae. Gene Ontology annotation, cellular component: mitochondrial membrane. Bases 214 to 927 code for a protein of 237 amino acids.
AUGUCGUACUUUCGACCUCGCUGCACGUGACUGGACUUCAAUCUUCUGGGCGUUUCCAUGGUGACAUCAGCAGGCUGCCGUGAGCUGACACGUACGGUUUUGUUUAAGAAAAAAAACUUAACUGUAAAGCCGAGAAAAGGAAACAGCUCGUAACAGAGAGAGGAGACAGCGUUUCAUCAGAAGUCUCAUCAGAUCUCAGUCCCUGAUUUCAUCAUGAACGUGUUUGACCGCAGCAUCAACAUUGAUGCCCUCUUCAAGUUCUCCCAAAUAUCUCAUUCCACCCAGGUGCACUUGAAGAAUGUGUACUCAAGCUUGGCAGUUUGUAUGUUUGUGGCCGCUGCCGGCUCCUACGUCCAUGUCGUCACACGCCUCUUUCAGGGUGGUGUGCUGUCUGUGCUUGGAUCCCUGGGGUUGAUGUUCUGGCUUGCCAUGACCCCCCACAACCCUGAGACAGAGAAGAAGAGACUGGCUAUCCUCGCAGGAUUUGCCUUCCUCACAGGUGUUGGCCUUGGACCCACACUGGACUUUGUCAUCUCUGUCAAUCCGAGUAUCAUUGUGACCGCCUUCAUGGGAACCUCUGUGAUUUUCAUCUGCUUCACUCUCAGCGCCCUCUACGCCAAACGCAGGAGCUACCUGUUCCUUGGAGGCACACUCAUGUCCGGCCUUUCCAUCCUGUUCCUGAUGUCUCUGAUGAACAUGUUUUUUGGAUCUAUGAUUCUGUUUAAGGCACACAUGUACCUGGGGCUGCUCAUCAUGUGCGGUUUUGUCCUGUUUGACACUCAGCUCAUCAUCGAGAAAGCAGAGAACGGGGACAAGGACUACGUCUGGCACUGUGUGGACUUGUUUCUUGAUUUCAUCACCAUCUUCAGGAAACUGAUGGUCAUCCUUGCCAUGAACGAUAAGGACAAGAAGAAGGAGAAGAAGUAAAGAGUCUUUGAGUAGCAGGAAAUUAAAAACAAUCAGAAAAGGCACAAUUUGCAACGCACUUGGUGCUUUUCACUUUCUGUCUUCAUUUUGAAAUUUAACUCCUAUGUGGUCUUACAUUGUUGAAAAUUCUUUGAUUUAUCAUAUACUUUUUUCUAAACUUACAACAA